Molecule: messenger RNA, 2965 nt
Organism: Anneissia japonica
Lineage: Eukaryota; Metazoa; Echinodermata; Crinoidea; Comatulida; Comatulidae
Exons: 16
Coding region: 5-2806 (933 amino acids)
Source: RefSeq, a predicted model, not a curated record
UGUAAUGAUAUCAGUUCUGGAGGAUAGAUCCCGACUACAGGACCAGAUCAAACAACUGAUAUCCAAAUGCGACCGUCUGGACCAGGACAAGAAGAGACUCUCUAGCGACCUUUCAACCUUAAAGAUUGAGAUCCAUGCAUUGGGAAAUGAGAAGCACAGCAUUUCAGAAGAAGCCCAGGCCCAAUUGAAGGCCUCAACAGACAUCAUUAAGGCUAAGAACGUAGUCAUUAAAACACUGGAGGAUGAUAUUCUGCGUUGCACAAGUGAAGCUGAACAUUUCAAAGAAGAAAACAUGUCCCUGCUUGCUGAUGUACAGGAUUUACAGAGGGCUCUGAAAGAGAUGUUAUCAAUGACCGAAGAACUCAUAAAUGAAAACAGUGAGCUUAAGGUCAAGUUAGAAACUGCCACAGAGGAAUUGGACGAGUUGGUAUGGGAAAGUAAAGAGUUGGAAGAAUACAAUAUCUUUCUGGAAGAGCUUAUUAACGAGAGCGACAGAGAAGCAGCUGGAAGCAGAAAGGACAGUGACAAAAUUAACGAUGCUUUGGAAAUUGAGAAUGCACUUCUGCAUGACAAAUUACGCCACUUGCAAUCUCAGUUAAGAAAAGAGAGGAAGGCAAGUUACCUGACUGGAAGUCGUAAACUCAAAGCCAUUCAAGAUCUUGAGCGUAGACUGAUUGAUCUUAAGUGGAAGAACAACGCCCUCAAUGAACAUCUACUUGCCGAGCAGUCGAAGUCUGACUUCAACCAGUCUACCGUAGUGGAGUUACAGAAACGAGAGCAAAACCAUAGAAUAGAAAACCAAGGUUUGCAUGAGCAGUUGGAAAAGUCUAAUAAACAUGAAGUUGAUCUUCGCAAUGAAUUAGCUGAAAUGAACAAGCUCCUGCAAGAAUCUGAAGACAAAUACAGUGACUAUCAGGCUAUUGUAGCUAACAACAGCAAGCUAAUGGUCCAGAAUGCAACCUUACAGGGGUUUAUUGAGCAGAGACGUAUUGGAUUAUCCUGCGGCAACGGCAACACUAAUGGCAGCAAAUCUGGCUUGCCAUUGAAUGCAUCCUCUAGCCCCAAUGUAACAUCAUCUUUGACAAAAGAACCAGACCAAGAAGUACACCAGAUGGCAACAAGUGAGACUCCUGAUGAAUUAGGUCCUAUCUUUAGCUUACAAGAGAGCAUGAGUUUGAUGUUUGAGGAGCAGAACAGACAACUUACAUCCGUUAACCAGCUGCUGAUUGGAGAGGUACAAGAAAUAAAGAGCCAGUUGGCAGAGACUCCCGGUGAAUUAGGUAAUAUCUUUAGCUUGCAAGAGAGCAUGAGCUUGAUGUUUGAGGAGCAGAACAGACAACUUACAUCCAUUAAGCAGCUGAUGAUUGGAGAGGUACAAGAUAUGAAGAGAAAGUUGGCAGAGAUAGAUGCUGUUAAGAGUGUUAAAAUUGUGGAAAGAGAAGAGAAAGUUGAAACAUCUGAUCUGUUUACUGCCACCAAUGUGAAGGAGAUGUCACACUUUUCAACAAGGGUAGCAACUCUAGAGGGCGAGGUGGAGAGCUUAAAGAAGAAGAUCACUGAUGUGGAUAAGAUCAAUUGUCAGACGCUUGCUUUGAGUCAACAAAAGGAUAGCAAAAUUGAGUAUUUAUUGGAAGCAGUGGACGCAUUGACAGCUAAGAACAACAAGUUAAAACAUGAGAAAAAUAAAUGGAAAGCCAUGGUAGAAGAGUCCCAAUUGACAAUGGCAGAGCUGAAGGAACAGAACAUCAAUGAGGUGACAUUUAUUGAAGAGCAAUACAAUCAAUAUAAGACCAAGACCGACCAGUUGAUUGACAUCAUUAAGGCCGAUCUGUACAACAGAGAGAAGGAAUUGGAAGCCGCAGAACACAAAUUUCGAAUGAGUAACAUUGCUGCCAGGCAGCUGCCUGGUCUCGAGGAAAAUCUCGAAGCAGCAGAGAAGACGAUUAAUUUUCUGUCAGGAGCACUGGAUGAAAAAAACAAGACUUGCAGAAGACUGCAAGACGAAGCAGCUGAGACGGAUGUUGUCGGACUACGUGAGAGGAAUAAGGAAUUGGCCGUAGACCUUGCAGAAGUUGAGCAAAAGCUUAGAAAUAUUCGACAAGAGAAGCAGGUUCUUAAGGGAAGCCUAGCUAAAGCUGAUUUAAAGCUGAUGGAUAUGGAAAUGGAUCUUGUGAGUGCUGAUAGAGUAAAACAUGGAAAGAACUAUCUGAAUAUUACACAACAAGAUUUUAACAAGCACAAAGGACACACUGUCAUAAAGGUUGGAGAAGGAAGAGAGGCUAAAACAUGUGCCAAGUGUGCCGGUGACACAGCCGAGGCUCACAGAAUAGAACAAGUUUCAAAGGAACCAAAGUGUGCAGCCUUUGAAAGCAAGACUCUCUCAGAGGGAUGGAGUACAGCUAACAUAAUGGUCGUAUCUAAGGAAGGUAUGAUGAAAACUAUGUUUGAAGAACAAGAACAGAGACUGAAAGCAUUUGUGCAAAACAACAUGGAAAAAUCUAAUAACCAGAUUGACAACUUAAGGAAAAAAUUGAGGAAGAUGAUUUAUCAAGCCUCAAGAUCAAAAUGUACAUCUGAAAAUCAUGACAAGACAAUUGAUGAUGACAACAGCAAUGACCUAACUGAGACACUGAGUGAUGUUACAUCCGCAUCAUAUCACUCCACUCAAAGUACAGAAGAUUCUAUAACAAGUGCAAGUGAUAGUGACGUCACAGUAUACCAGGAGCCAAUAAUAGAACAGCGUGUCGAAAACAAUUUAGUCGACACUGAAGAAACAGAUAUUAAACCAUCUAGAGGACCCGUCUAAAUUCAUGAAAAAAUAUAUAUUUUUAGCUACAAUUAUCAUCGAAUAUGAACAUAUUUUUUAAUUCCGUAUUAUGACUUACAUAUAUCAGUAUUUUUAUAAUUGAAGAUAUUUUGAAAAUAAUUUGUACAUUGACUUAUAUCUUGUAUGCAAAAUAUAAUA